Cyphomyrmex costatus is the source of this 5160-nucleotide messenger RNA. RefSeq lists its product as uncharacterized. Gene Ontology annotation, molecular function: aspartic-type endopeptidase activity; zinc ion binding; nucleic acid binding. The coding region runs from base 1 to 5160 and encodes 1719 amino acids. The record is from RefSeq and is a predicted model, not a curated record. Gene Ontology annotation, biological process: DNA integration; proteolysis. The transcript has a single exon. Lineage: Eukaryota; Metazoa; Arthropoda; Insecta; Hymenoptera; Formicidae.
AUGACACAAAGCGAGAUUGGCGCGUUGAAGCGUACGCGCGCUACAUACAAGACGCGUCUCACAAACUUUGAGACAUUCAUUGAGCGUUUUCGCGAAUCGACCGAUCCGGUAGAAGUGUUAGAAACACGGAUCGAAUUCUUACAGCAUGCAUGGUCUGGAUUUGAUGUACUUCAAACAAAGAUUGAGGACCUCGAUGAGUCCGACAAUGCACGUUUAGAAUUAGACGAUAAGUAUUGUUCGGCAAUUGGCAGAGCACGUGCUCUUGUCAAUAGUCGACGAUUGCAAAUUAAUCAGGCACACGGCCAACAGUUACAGGUAGCAGGUAGCAGUGAAAACAACACUGGAAACAAUGGACAUACACAUGAAAGGAAGGUUAAGUUGCCAGUCAUGAGCCUUCCAUCUUUCGAUGGGAAUUCUGAGCAAUGGUUGCAAUUUCGUGAUGCAUUCCAAGGGCUUAUCGAUUCCAAUACAGAUCUUUCGGAUAUUCAGCGCAUGUAUUAUUUGCGGUCAGCAUUGAAGGGACGUGCCGCUGAAGUCAUUCAUUCAUUAGAGUCAUCUGCUGCCAAUUACGCGAUCGCGUGGUCAUUGUUGAAACGUCGAUACGAGGAUAAAACCGCGAUUACUAGUCGUCAUUUGCAAUUAUUGCUCGACAUUCCCGUCAUGCAAAAGGAAUCUGGCGUACAAUUGAGACAGACGUUGGAUGGCAUGUUCAGACAUCUUCGAGCUCUCGAGCAACUCGGGGCAAGUAACUGGAAUGCAAUAAUGAUUCACAUUUUAACGUCUAAGUUGGACAAUAUUACUAGACGUGAAUGGAGAGCGCAUAUCAAAGAUCAAGAAGACAUUAGCGUGAGUACUUUAACCGAUUUUAUCGAAGAGCGAUGUUUAAUUCUCGAACCAGAAAAUGUAAAAGCAGAUGUACAGAAGUCACAAUCAAAGCGAGCUGACCGAAAGCAGUCAGGACAAGCUAAAUCAGGCGAACAUUCGAAUUCAUUUGCGGCAGCCAGUAGCGAAAAAUCUAUUCUGCGUAAAUGUGCAUAUUGUCAAGAAGAAUCACAUGUAAUCUAUUCGUGCGCUAAGUUUCAGGCAUUAGAUGUUUCAAAGCGACAAGCGAUAGUAAAGGAACGUAGGUUAUGUCGGAAUUGUUUGCGAAGUAACCAUAUAGCAGCGAAUUGCAUUUCGACGCAUUGUAAAAAGUGCGAUAGCAAACAUAACACGUUAUUGCAUCCUGAAGAUCAAAUAGUAAUAUCAAAUCAGGUCGAAGCUAAGAAUAAUUCAGAAUCUGAUCAAAGCGUUGCUCUCACCGUCGUAAAUAAAGAUUAUUACCGGGCGCCAUCGCGAAUUCUUUUGUCAACCGCACGGGUGCGAAUGCACGGGAAUGAGGGAACGUUCGUUGAAUGCAGAGUGUUGCUUGAUUCCGGGUCACAAUUUAAUUUUAUAUCGCGAAAUCUUUGUCAACGUUUGAAGUUAAUAACACAGAAACAGAAUUGCUUGGUUAGGGGUCUUGGUUCCUCAGUCGAACUUCAAGAAUCAGCGGAAGCAGUCAUGCAGUCAAAGUGCACAGCGUACAAAACUAAGUCAAGGUUUUUAGUGGCCGAGCAAGUAAUCGAUAAAUUGCCAUUGACACCAGUCAAUCGAGAUCACCUCAAGAUUCCAUCAAGGUUGACACUAGCUGAUGAUACGUUUCACAUUCCUGACAAAGUUGAAGCAUUGGUGGGUGCCAGCAUAUUUUGGGAGUUGCUUUGCGUCGGCAAGGUAAGCCUGGGUAAAAAUCAACCUAUUCUUCAAAAAACAUGCCUGGGCUGGAUUGUAGCAGGAGGCACGACGUAUGAUAACGAACAGACCGCACUUAGUCAUACAAUUACCAAUGCAUCACUUCACGAACAAUUGGAAAGAUUCUGGAACAUUGAAGAAAUCGCGCAGCAACCACCACGAUCAGUGAGUGACGAAAUAUGCGAGGAGCAUUUCUUGAGAACAUACAAACGAGAUGUAGACGGAAGAUUCACGGUCAGCAUGCCAUUUCUGGUGGAUCCCAGCCAAUUGGGUGAAUCUCGCCAUCAUGCAUUAACAAGAUUCUACAAGUUAGAGAAGAAAUUAUCGCGACAACCUGAAAUAAAAGAGCAGUAUGUCAAAUUCAUGAGCAGUUAUAUGGAGCUGGGGCACAUGAGCCUAGUAUCUGAAAGCGAAGCCACAAAUAAACAAACGCAUUACCUUCCGCACCACGCCGUGGUGACCAAGAGUCAAAAUCACCUGAAGUUGCGCGUCGUCUUUGACGGCUCAGCCAAGACUGACUCUGGUGUAGCCCUCAACGACAUAUUGAGAGUCGGACCUACUAUUCAAUCAACUUUAUUCACAACAGUGUUACGAUUUCGACAACACCAGUUUGUCUUCACAGCGGACAUCGUCAAAAUGUAUCGCCAGGUCAAUGUGAGUGAAGAGCAGCGCGAUUUACAGCGGAUACUGUGGAGAGCGGAUAGCAGUCAACCUAUACAAGAAUACACGUUGAAUACUGUGACGUACGGAUUAGCGUCAGCACCAUUUAUGGCCAUCCGGGCUUUACAUCAGGCAGCAAUAGAUAAUCAACAGGCUUAUGCAGCGGCAAGCCGAGUCAUACUACAAGAUUUUUACGUCGACGAUUUGCUGACUGGAGGCGGUAGUAUAAGUGAGCUACAGGUCUUACAGCGAGAUGUCAUUCAGAUUCUAGAAUCGGCGGGUUUCCAAUUAGCAAAAUGGAAUUCCAAUGAACCAUCGCUCAUCCCACCCACCAAAGAAGAAGCAGUGCAGGUCACAAGCAUUGGCGACGAGGUAAAAACCCUCGGUCUUACGUGGAAUUCUCACUGCGACACAUUUCAGUAUGCGGCCACCUUUCCAAGAGUGGAGCAACAAACCACGAAGCGUAAAGUGUUGUCAACAUCUUCACAACUAUUCGACCCGCUUGGGUUAGUGGGACCAGUGAUCAUCACGGUGAAAAUAUUACUUCAACGAAUGUGGCAGUUGAAACUCGGAUGGGAUGAACCGUUACCAAGUGAAAUGUAUAUAGAAUGGAAUGCCUACUUGGAGGCGCUAUCUGCGAUAACUGAUAUUCGCAUCCCACGUGUUGUAAUCUGUCAAAAUCCAGUAAGAAUUAAAUUGCAUGGAUUUUCAGAUGCGUCUGAGAAUGCUUAUGGCGCAUGCAUCUACCUAUUAUCAAGCGAUAAGCACGGGAAUCGGAUCGUGCGACUUCUUUGUGCGAGAUCACGAGUUGCACCUUUGAAAACAAUCUCCAUACCACGAUUGGAGUUGUGCGGUGCCUUGUUAUUGGCAAAAUUAGUGCAGCAAGUUAAGGAUGCAUUCUCUAUUCCGAUAGACUCGCAGGCUUUUUGGUGUGAUUCAACAAUUGUAUUAGCAUGGAUCAGUCAAGAGCCCUAUUUACGAAAGACCUUUGUCGCAAACAGAGUCAAUGAGAUUCAACAGCUGACUGAAAGAAAUCAAUGGCAUCAUGUGAGGUCGGAGGACAAUCCUGCUGAUCUAAUCACGCGGGGAAGAACUCCGGCGCAAUUAAAAGUGUCUAAGCUUUGGUGGCAAGGCCCUGAGUGGCUGCUCAAUCCAGAAGCGCAAAUCACCAAGGACAUAUCACUACCAGCGGGUGAACUCCCUGAAACAAAAUCAAGCGUCAUUACGUGUCUACACAUUUCAAAUACAAAUGAGAUCUGGGAACGAUGUUCGUCAUUUAAUCGUCUUAAAAGAAUCGUGGGAUACUGCCUUCGUUGGAGAUCACCCCGUCAGACAACAACUCAAAAUCGUCUCCGUCCUUUAACUGUCAACGAGUUAGAACGAGCCCAGAUGAUCAUCAUUCGAGACAUCCAAACUCAUAGCUUCUCACAAGAAAUAGCCGAUUUGAAAAACAGACAAUGCGUCAAGCAUAAUAGUGCAUUGCUCACUUUACAUCCUUUUCUCGAUCAGGACGGGAUCAUCAGAGUAGGAGGACGGCUAGCUAAUGCGCAGUUAGAGUAUGAACAACGACAUCCGAUUGUGUUGCCAGCACAUAACCAUGUCACUCGAAUAAUCAUUCGUGACGAACAUCUCAGGAAUUUGCAUCUAGGACCACAGGCGUUGCUCGCCACCUUACAAGAGUCUUUCUGGAUAAUAUCCGCAAAAUCCGCGAUUAGACAAGUAUUGCAUAAGUGUACUGUUUGUUUCCGCGCGCGACCGCGUCACGUGCGUCAGAUUAUGGGCGAUUUGCCGGUGUCCCGUGUCAUGGGCACCCGUGCGUUCGUCAAUGUGGGCAUAGACUACGGCGGUCCAUUUAACAUAAAACUUAGUCGAAACAAAACUGGCAAGGCUUAUAUAUGUGUAUUCGUUUGUAUGGCCACCAAGGCUAUCCACAUAGAGUUGGUCUCUGACCUGAGUACAGCAGCUUUCUUGAAUGCACUAAAACGUUUUAUAGCCCGUCGCGGUUUAUGCACUCACAUACAUUCAGACAAUGGUAGUAAUUUUAAGGGAGCAAGUAGAGAGUUACAAGAAUUUUUCAAAUUAAUAAGAACGGCCUCCCAUCAAGAGACAAUCCAUAAUUAUUGCAUGAAACAAGCCAUUCAAUGGCAUUUUAUACCUCCAUAUUCUCCCCAUAUGGGUGGCAUUUGGGAGGCAGGUAUCAAAUCCGUAAAGACGCAUCUAAGAAAAAUACUUGGUGAAGCACUCCUUUCGUUCGAGGAAAUGUACACAAUAUUGACUCAAAUUGAAGCCGUGCUUAAUUCACGACCAUUGACGCCAUUAUCGACAGAUCCAACAGAUCUGCAAGUGCUAACUCCUGGACAUUUUUUAAUUGGAGCCCCUCUCAAUGCCAUUCCACAAUGUUCUCUAACGGAAAUGCCCAAUAACAGACUUAAUCGUUUUCAGUAUCUUACAAAACUCGUACAAUCCUUUUGGUCACGGUGGUCCAGAGAGUACCUGUCAACCCUUCAAAAAAGAAUCAAGUGGAAUCGUGAAGAUCAAGUGUCUACUAUUAAAAAUGGCAUGAUGGUAAUCUUGCAAGAAGAUCAUCUUCCAUCUAUGCAGUGGCCGUUAGGGAGAAUUGUGGAAUGCCAUCCAGGUCACGAUAAGCAUAUCCGAAUCGUUAAUGUCAAGACUGCAAAGGGAGUGUUAUCACGUCCGGUCACGCGAUUAUGUAUCUUACCGAUAGAAUAG